CCCAUCCCCCGCAUGCCGGCACGGCCCACUGCCAGCGCGGGGGAGUCCGUCGAAGUAUCUUCCCGUGUCGCCGCAUAUUUUCCCAAGCUUAGUGCCCGGUCGCAGGCAGAAUGAGGAGAUACGGUUAGUUUCUACUGGCAUAAGCGGAGGCUGGCCUAAGCGCCGUGGAUAACUCGCCGCUGGCAGGAAAAGAUGACGCACCUCCCCGCUUCCACCGUCAGAGAUGGACAUGCCCGAGGAAGACAGUAAUAGUCCAGGCUGGGUCUUUAAAUCUGAAGGGGGGAGUUGUGUGCGGCCCUGGCGAGCGUUGUGUGGACGGCGAGGGGCAGCGAAAUCAAGGUGGGGUGGAAAAUGGCAGUGCUGACUUGCCUUCAUGGCUGGUUUAGUACUUCUGUCAGAAGAACCUUGCAAAGCUAAAUGUUUAUUAACAUUGUCAUACCUAGAGUAGACACAUCGUGAAUUGCUCACACUCUGCAAGCGAUUUGCAAGACUUUGGGCCACUACACUGCGAACAACAUUAAUCAAAUAUUUUGAUGGACCACAUCCUGCAACAUUAAUCUUUUGGAGGUCUUGUUUACUGUGUAAACAAGGUAAAGGGAUUCAGAAUGCCUCUCAAUGAUGACCAGAACAGUGACUCAGAUUCUUCACGGCUCUCAGAAAGCACAGUUUCUUCCAGUGACACAGAAUAUUCCAGGCAGAGCUUUAACAGUGAUUCUUCAAGCAAACCCAGCUCCCCACUGUGUAAGCCUAUUUCAGCCUCACCUGCAUUGUGCAUGGACCAAUAAGGCUAACUUACCUUGUUUCUCUUUGCUGUCAUGGGUAGAACCUGGGAUUCUGAAUCUGUUUAAGAGUAUUAACAGAGAGGCAUGGCUUUCUCUUUGCUGUGAAGCAGUGAAUCUCCUGUGUGUGGAACACCAGCAGCAGCUGUAUCCACGGGGGUCUCCCUGUGCACUCCUUCCCUUCAGAAAGUCAGCUAGCCCUCCCAAGGUUAUCACAUUUGAUGAACUGAUGGCAGCUACAAGAAAUCUGUCAAACUGGACUCUAGCUCAUGAAAUUGCUGUAAAUGCAAAUUUUUGCAUAAAACACGAAGACUACCCACAAAACAGCUUUGCAGGCACAGUGAAACAAAUUGUACACAAGGCAUUUUGGGAUCAUUUGGAAUCGGAACUGAAUGAAGAUCCUCCAGAAUACAAACAUGCUAUCAAGCUCUUUGAGGAAAUUAAGGAGAUUCUUCUUUCUUUCCUGACUCCUGGAGCAAACAGGAUUCACAAUCAAAUUUGUGAAGUUCUUGACAUGGAUCUUAUAAGACAGCAGGCAGAACAUAAUGCUGUUGAUAUUCCUGGACUAGCUAACUAUGUCAUCAACACUAUGGGAAAGUUAUGUGCUCCAAUAAGAGACAAUGACAUAAAACAGUUAAAAGCAACUGACAAUAUUGUAGAGUUACUGAGACAAAUAUUCCGUGUUUUGGACCUGAUGAAAGUGGAUAUGGCAAAUUACACAAUUAAAAGCCUUAGACCAUACCUCUGGCAUAACUUGGUGGACUAUGAAAGAACAAAAUUCCAGGAAAUUCUUGAAGAAACACCAAGUGCCCUGAAUCUCACAACAGAAUGGAUAAAGGAAUCAAUAGAGGAUGAAUUGUCAUCUAUUUCUGAUGAGUCUUCAUCAUGCCCUGGUGCUGAUAGUAGUUCAAAACCAAUUAUUAGUCCUACACUGGUGCUAAACAAUGGCUACUUGAAACUGUUACAGUGGGAUUAUUGCAAAACAAUUCCAGAGACUCUAAUAACAGAUGAAGUUCGUCUUCAGGAGUUGAGAGAAAAGCUCAAUCAAUUAAAAGUCAUAGCUUGUGUUUCUCUCAUAACAAACAACAUGGUGGGUGCAGCAAUUGUAGAUGUGCCUGAUUUCACUGAUCAGCUGAAAAGGAUCUCCCUUCCUCUUCUUGAAGGCAUGAAUAAGAAAAGUUUUGACUUGAAGGAGGCUCUGAAUGCUAUUGGUGUCCAGAUUUGCAGCAUAGUGAACAAGUCUCUAAGUGAAAGAGGUCUUCCAACUCUUAAUGAAGAAAUGCAGAGUAAUUUAAUGGGUCAAAUCGCUCAUGUUGUUGAGAAGAAUAAUCCUGUCUGUUCCUUGAUUGACAAACGAAUCCAGCUCUUCAUGAGAAGCUUGCUUGCUCUUCCGAGUUUUCAGAAGUGUAUGCCUACUAUGCCAGGAGGCCUUUCUGUGAUUCAGACAGAGAUAGAGUUUCUGGGAUCUCAGUAUGCAAGCAUUGUAAAUUUCAAUAAAAAAGUGUAUGGACCAUUCUAUGCAAACAUACUUAGAAAACUGCUUUUUCCAGAGGCAGCAAUGGAGGAAACAGAAGCAGAAACAUCUAGCAAUUAAAAAAUGUACCCUUUUUUUUAAUCUUCCAAGACAGUGGGAAGUCACAUCUCUAAGAACAGCCUACUCCAGUGACUGUUGAUGGGGAAAGAUCUUGUAAAAUGUAUACAGAUAGUUUCCGAAAUUCACUGUAAAGAAAUUAAUGUCAAGGUCAUAUAUAUAUUUUAAUAGAAAAAUAUUUGUUUAAUGGAUUGUAAUAGCCAGUGAAUUAUUAAUUUCCAUAGCAAGCAUUUAUUAUGACUUGGCAGUGGGAAAGAGCUGGCAAUGUACUUACUGUUUUGCCACCAUCAAAACAAUGUUAUUUUUCAACUCAAAUCUAUUUACAUAUAGCAAUGCAUAUUAGGAAAUGAGAAAACAACUGUAGAUAAAAUGUACUAUGCUUACAUUGUAUUUUUGUAGAGUAACAUCUCAGACAACAAUUAUGUUUCUGAGAAUACUUUGAAGAAGUAAGUAUAGCAUAACUGCUUUAGUAACCAAACCCAGAUUCAUACCAGGCCAAGUUCAGGUACUCCUGCAAUUACUGGACCCAGAACUUUGCCUCUGUUACAUUAAAGAAUGCCAGUGUUACAAGCUGUUUGCAGGAUAGCAGUUACAGAAGCAGCGUUCACAACUUCAAUUAUGAAUGAUUCAGAACUUCUCAACUCUGAGAUUAACGAUAAACACCUGAGAAACAUGAUGUUGAGGGUGGAGUAAAUUUCUGUAUAUAAA
This is a messenger RNA of Agelaius phoeniceus (red-winged blackbird), 3078 nucleotides long. NCBI's taxonomy places the organism in Eukaryota, Metazoa, Chordata, Aves, Passeriformes, Icteridae. The record is from RefSeq and is a predicted model, not a curated record.